Molecule: messenger RNA, 1415 nt
Organism: Babesia bovis T2Bo
Lineage: Eukaryota; Apicomplexa; Aconoidasida; Piroplasmida; Babesiidae
Exons: 1
Coding region: 80-1375 (431 amino acids)
Source: RefSeq, a predicted model, not a curated record
AUCGUUUUGCUAUUCCGAACCUUUUAAAAUCAUUUACAUCAAUCAUUAGAAAUAUAUUAUAAUGGGUUCCUAGGCAACUAUGCCUUCUAUCUCUACUGUAGAAUCGCUGAUUCCAAAGCUUAGGAUUUUGUAUAGGAAUCCAUCUCUAAACGAAUUGAAUUACAAUCAUCAAUCUGCAAAUAAUUGUAUUAAGGAAUUUAAGAAGGUCCUAGUAACUUCUAUAAAAAAUAACUCAAUAUCAGACGAUGCUAUUGUAUCGGCAGCCGACUGUCUAUAUGAUGUGAAGGCAAUAGAUGUUGCCAUAGGUUCGAAGAUAUGCAACGUUGUGGAAUCUAGGCCUAGUAUAUAUACAAAAGCAUUAAAAGGCGGAAUCUUGUGGUCAUUUUAUCUCGCAGCUACUAACAAUUGCCGUAGGAAAAAGGUGAUCAAAUCUUCUUGUUCUUCAACGUUGGAUGCCUUCCUCGAUUAUUUGACAGAUGUACGUAAUGAAGGGAAUCAUGUGGACAAAAUAGAAUAUCACCUUCGUGAUCUGAAAAUCAUAAGUAAAUGUUAUAUUCUGCCAGUAGCUACACUUGCUAGAUUGGAACAGUCCUUAUUAGACGCACGUGAUGUAUUAUCCGAUUGCAUGAAGCAUUCUAAUUUGGUUUGUAAAUAUAUUCUUGCUUUAAUUUCAUUAAACGUGCGAAACGCAAAAGUAAUAGAAGACGCCGUUAGGUGGUUUAUUGAGGCCGCAUCGCACAACAAUGUACUGGAAACAGCGGAAAUAACUAAGGUCCUAUUGACAUUAAGUGAAUGCCAUGUUGAUGCCAAAGACGGUAGUUGCAGGGCCAUAUACUAUCUAGUGAAUGAAUUAUUAAGGCCCCCUGAGUUGCUAUUAAAAAGUCCAUCAGCUUUAUGUAAACUCUAUGUGGCUUCCUGUAGGGUAUCGGGUAGGAACAAAAAUCUAGAUAAAUCUCGAGUAUCAGAUGAUGGAGUUGAAUAUAUAGCACAAGUAUCAAAUCAGUUGCUUGUAUAUUGUUGUCGUAUCCUUGAUCGUUUCAGUGCACAGAAUCUACUGGUGUUAUAUAAUUCACUGUCACACCACGUUUUACGUGACAGGGAGAAAUCUUCCUUUUCAGUUGAAAUUCCGUCUUAUAUCAAACUUAUUGAUUCCGAAAUUAACUCAGCACUUAUGCUAGACGCAUCAAUAGAUCGUGGCAAAGUGGGAUCUACAGUUUCGUUGUAUGAUCGUUAUGAUCUUCUAACAAUAUAUCGGGCGGCGAUGAGAUUAAGCAGUUUUGGCGAACUAAAUGACUCAUCUGUUGCAAAAAUGACAGCUAGGCUGUUAAAUGAACGUUUUUCUGUUGAUAUAAACAAACCCGACAAUAAUACAUAAUAUAUAUAAACCAUAGUUAAGUAUACAAUAUCCCAUAUAA